CUGUUAUAUACAGUCGUUAUAAGAAUAACUUCGUUCGCUCACACAGCAGGAAUUAUAUACUACCAACUAUCGUCUACUACCUCUUAAGGAUUGAAUUUCUACCACAAUGAGAAACGCCGUAUCGUUCGUCGCCUUGGCUGCUGGCCUCAGCCAGGUCACAGCCACCGGCUUCGGAUUCAGCGACGCUCCCAAGUUUAGCUGCCCGGACAACACCAACAACACCUGUACCCCCGACAUCGCCGGCGGUCUUAACUGGUCCGACCUUCCUACCGGUGGAUUCUCCUCAUACAAGGGAUUCACAUGGAGCGGCUUUACUUGCGCUUCGUCCUUCGGCAAGCGAGACCAGCUGGUAGGCCGAGGCAGCUUCCAGAGCAAGUGCAUCACCGGAAAGGCCACUUCGGACAGCAGCAGCAGCCCUAAGAUCAGCUGCGACAAGAGCAAGGGUGUCUCCAAGACCUCCAUCACCACCUUCCAGGUCACUCCCGAGUUCGACUGUGACCUAGAGUUCCACUACUCUAUGCCUGACGGAUCUACUUGCAAGCACCGAUCUGCUUGCAAGGCCUCCGGUACCACCGUCGAGAACACCCAGUGCGGUGGUGCUACCGACGUCACUGUCGUCUACCCUUCGCAGCCCUCCAAGCCCAAGGACUCCUGCUCUUUCGGCAUCCACUCCAUCGGCUUCGACUGCUCUGGCCCUAAGCCCUCCAAGCCCGCUCAGAGCACCUACAGCGUGAGCACCCCGACCUACGCCACCAGCAAGCCUAGCAAGUCUUCUGUCGCUUUUAGCUCUGCGGUUCAAUCCAGCUACUCUGCCAGCAUUCCCGCUGUCUCUUCUUACUCUGCUAGCUUCCCCACUGCCAGUGCCAGCGCUAGCUCCAGCUUCUCGGUCAUCCAGUCCAGCUCUUUUGCUGUUGGGUCUAGCUCCUCGGCCGUUGCCUCCAGCUCCUACGCUGUUUCCAGUGCCGUUUCCAGCGCUUUCAGCUCCGCCAGCGUAGCUUCCAGCUCGACCGUUGCCGUCGGUUCUAGCAGCACCGAGGCUGCCUCUUCGUCCGCGUUCUCGGUUACCAGCUACAUGACCACUUCCACUGUUUUCACUACUUCCGUCCAGACCAUCACCAGCUGUGCUCCUACUGUCACCAACUGCCCUGCUCACUCUACUGCUCUCACCACCGUCACUGUUCCGGUUUCUACCACUGUCUGCCCCGUGACUGAGACCCUCGGUGUUUCCUCAGCCGUCUCUUCCGCUGGUCCUUCUGCUGGCUCUCCCGCUGCCUCUAGCCCCGCUACUCAGGCCACUGGAUACCCCACUGCACCCGCUGGGUCUGCCGCCUCUGAGUCUUCUCCCGCUCAGGCUACGUCCGUCCCUGCUGGUUCCGGCGUCGUAUCGACCCCCGUUGCCUCUUCCGCUACCUCGCCUGCUGGUUCCAGCGGUACCAGCCCUGCCGGCCCCGCCGAGACUCUCCCUUGCCCUGGUGUCGUCCCCUCUUGCUUGAACACCUGGAUGUUCAGCGUUGGCUGCAAGGACAACACCGACGCCGCCUGCUACUGCCCUGACGCCACCUUCACCAAGAACAUCUUCAACUGCAUGUACGCCUACGGUGAGUCCGACGAGGUCAUCUCUGAGGCCAUCAGCUACUUCCAGGGUAUUUGCGCUCCUUACGCUGGCAGCAACCCCGGCAUUGCCACUGGUGCCCAGACCAUCACCUCUGUCCUGACCGCCACUGCCCCCGCUCCUACUGGUGCCGUCACCACCAUCCAGGUCGCUACCACUGUCGUUGUUCCUUGCACCAACGCGGCUGGCGAGACCAUCCCCAGCUCCAGCAGCACCGUCACCGUUAGCACCAGCCUGACUGUCCCCGGUGUCGCUUUCAGCACCAUCACCUCCGGCGCUAGCUCCACUGGUGUCGCUGUCGUCCCUGGCACCUACGCCACUGCCCCCGCUGCUGCCCCCACUGCUGGAACCGCGACUGCCACUCAGGGCGCCGGUAGCGCUGCUCCUUACCCCAUCGCUGGUGGCUCCACCACUCUCGUCACCGCUGCUCCUUCCGGCACUGGUGUCGUCUACCCGACCUCCGCGUCGCCUUCCUCGCCUUCCUCGGCGAUCGUCACGGCCGGUGCCGCUCACCUCGGCGCUGGUAUGGGUCUCGUCGGCUUCGUCGGCAUGAUCAUCGCCGCCGCUCUAUAAAGCAGCAGCAACAUCUAGCAACAUGAAAAUUCUAGAAAGAGCAUAAAACAAACCCCACACAGCAAGCCUCGCAGGCAAAAACACAACCAUUUCCUUCUUUGUAUAACAAUGACCAUCGCCGUCAACAACAUAAGAUUCUUACGAUCCUUACGAAACGAACAAUUGCAUAUUUUUUUAUUGGGAGAGAGGAGGGGAAACCUGGAAAAAGGGACAGAUUUUUUGGGGUUUUUCUUCUCUACUUUUUAAUACCACCCGGCACACAAUCAAACAAAAAGGUCAUCUUUAAAACGUGGUAGCUCAGUAGAGGUUUCGCCUCUCCGUUUCCCGGCUCCCUUGCGAUGGCGAGGGUUAAGGGGCGAGAGGUUAGACGUGGCUCGAGAUGGGGGCUCGUAUGUUAAACCCGUAUGAUGCGCUUCCCUUUGGGUGCGAGGAAGGAUGUGUGUAAAAAGCGUGGAUGGACCCUGUAGUAAUAGUAAUACCCCCAGUUAAGAAACUCGCUGAGCUUGAGAA
Messenger RNA from Annulohypoxylon truncatum, 2695 nucleotides. RefSeq lists its product as uncharacterized. Lineage: Eukaryota; Fungi; Ascomycota; Sordariomycetes; Xylariales; Hypoxylaceae. The record is from RefSeq and is a predicted model, not a curated record. The transcript has a single exon. The coding region runs from base 107 to 2185 and encodes 692 amino acids.